Molecule: messenger RNA, 558 nt
Organism: Solanum lycopersicum (tomato)
Lineage: Eukaryota; Viridiplantae; Streptophyta; Magnoliopsida; Solanales; Solanaceae
Source: RefSeq, a predicted model, not a curated record
AUGGGUAUGGAAGAACAGUCGAUCAUCUCUGAAGAAUCGAGUUCAUCUUCCUGUCGAUCUCUGCGCUCAUCUCUGAAGUGUUCUGUAAUUGUUUCAUGUGAAUCGAUUUCAUCAUGGUUAAGACUUCUGGCCAAGCUUCCACAUCAGGAACAGGAGGGAACACAAUCGACUUCAAUAUGCUUCGUUCUCUCAUGGAAUACAGGAUUUUUGGCAAUUUGUAAUGCUGACUGGCUAUCACAGAAAACGGGAAAAGGACUAGCACAUGGCACAGUUAGCUCCUCAAACAAUCUGCUUAACCAUACUAAUUCCCCUACUACUUUUCUAAUGGAUCUCCAGUCAGCAUUACAAAUUGCCAAAAAUCCUGCAUUCCAUGAGAGAACGAAGCAUAUUGAAGUCGAUUGUCAUUUUGUACGAGCUAAGCUUCAAGAAGGGUUAAUUUCAUUGCAUCAUAUUGGAACUGGUGAACAGCUUGCUGAUGUUCUAACUAAAGCACUCACUGGACUGAAGCAUUCAGCAAUCCUCAGCAAGUUGGAUCUGCUUGCUGCCCCUCCAACUUGA